Molecule: messenger RNA, 1881 nt
Organism: Fibroporia radiculosa
Lineage: Eukaryota; Fungi; Basidiomycota; Agaricomycetes; Polyporales; Fibroporiaceae
Exons: 5
Coding region: 1-1881 (626 amino acids)
Source: RefSeq, a predicted model, not a curated record
AUGGACAAUCCGCAGUAUUAUCAACCCUUGUCGCACGCCCUUCACCCUCCUUUGGUUCCUACUUCGCAGCCCCCUCAACAACCUUACAACUAUAGCUCUCACGCGCAAGUCACUGCCGCAAAUGGCACUAACACCCGCGAAGAGGAGGAGGAAGAGGAGGAUGAUGAUGAGGAAAUCGUAGAGGAGGAACUGGAGCACCGUGAGCCGACACACGCGAGUAGCCACUCCUCUCCUCGCGUACAGAGUACAGUACAGGCGGGGGCUUCAAAACCGGCCGCGGCAACUGCCAUCUCGACGACAAACACGCCAACUUCAACAACUCAGGACCAAACUCAAAUAUCCGCUACAGACGAUGACUCUGGCAAACGAAAGCCCGGUCGCCCAAGAGGGUCCAGGAAUCGUAAGCCUCGAGCACCUCCAGGGACCUCAACAAAGGCACCGACUAACCCGCAGCAUCCCGGAUUCUAUCAUUAUCCGCCUCCCCCAAGCGGUGCAUUAUCACCGAACCAGCAAUUCCAUGAGUUCCAAUGGCGUGCUUUAAAUCUUUGUUCGGAGUUCUACAACGCAGCAGAGGAGCUCAUCAAAGCUGCCUCACCAAUUGUCAUAGCCCAAUGUUAUCAGAUGGGUCCUGCGGCCAAGAUUGAUCCCUUGGCGAUGAUUGCGGAGGCGAAGCGAGUCUGUGAUAACAUUCUUGCCAACCCCAGUCAGCUGGUGGGUCACCCAGUUCCAAGUAUCUACAAUCUGUCUCCGUAUCCUCAAAUGCCUCCGCCGCCUACUACAAUGGCAUCGACGUCGUCUAGUGGUGCCGCCACCUCAUCUGUGAUAACUAAUCCGCAGUCAUUCGUGAUGCCUUUGGGCAAUCCUGCAAUGCCUCCCCCCUCUCAUGCGCCCCAGCCAUACUACCCACAUAUGUACCCUGCAACUGCUGCGAGAUAUCCCACUGCGCCGUACUAUUCCUAUCCUUCUCAGCCCUCGACCUACUAUCCACCUCCACCUCAGCCUGCGGCGCCACCCGCGCAGACCUCGCCUCCACCCCCACCAACUACUUCGUCCACAGGAACUAUAUCCACAUUCAAUGCCGCUACUGGCUCUGCAGCGCCCGGUGGACAGCAGGGAACUUGGUCAGAGGAGGAACAGGAUCGUUUGUUGAAGCUUGCAGAACAGAGCAGAGAAAUGGGCGGGCCUCAGAAUAAGGGUGAGAUCGAGUGGGACUGGGUGGUUCAACAAUGGGGUAAUAGUAGGACCAGACACCAGAUCCUGUUGAAAGCAACGUCUAUGGGUCUCAAGGAGAGCACAACACGAGGGACUAAGCGACGGCGAGAAAAUGAUCCAUCACAUCCAGAGAGCUCGGAGCACAAUGCGGCCUCACAGCCAACUUCUGCGUCCGGCCCUGCUCCUGGACCUCCCACUGCUACACCUACGCAAAGUCAAACCCCUACUUUGGCAGCCGCCAGUACUCCAACCAAUGCCUCUGCUCACGCAGCUAAUGCGUCACCGUCUCUCCAGUCGCGACGAACACCCUCAACAACGCCAGCGACGAUUGCUCCCGCUCGCACGACUUCGACUGGUCCCUGGCCUAUGCCCACUGUAGCAGCGGCGAAUACAUCUCCUAUUCUUCCCACCUCCUCUGCCCAAGCAGAUCGCAACGCCCACUACAGGGGUCGUCCACAGGCAGCAUCGUAUGGGGCUACUAAUGGGGCUACCUCAAAUGCACCGUACGGUACCGCGCCGCCUACUUCUAGUGCGUCCUACGGCGCCCCAACUUCAGCUUCGGCGACAUCUCGACCGCCAUCGUCGCACGGAAGCAGUGCGACGACACACCAAUACAUGUUUCGUCCCGCAAAUGGACCAGCGAGCACGGGACGCAGAGACGGAGCGUAA